Caenorhabditis elegans is the source of this 418-nucleotide messenger RNA. RefSeq names its product MS Related Protein (gene Y57E12B.10). The record is from RefSeq and is marked reviewed. Bases 118 to 348 code for a protein of 76 amino acids. The transcript has 2 exons. NCBI's taxonomy places the organism in Eukaryota, Metazoa, Nematoda, Chromadorea, Rhabditida, Rhabditidae.
AACAAAAAGCCGCCGCCCAUUUCUUUUUCAUAAUAAUUCCCAUAAGACACAUACCGUGUUCUUCUGUAUAAAAUAGUUCCUAAUUUAAUCAUCGGGAAAUUCACUUUUAUUUUCAAGAUGGUUUGCAAAAUGCUCUGGAUCGCAAUUUUUAUUGCUAUCACUGUAUCUGCUGCUCCCACUGACUCAUCACCUUCAGCUGCUGCGACAAGUCCAGCAACACCAACAAUUGGUCCUGCUCAGAACGGUUUAACAGCCGCUUCACCUGGAGUUGAAACCACAACCACUUCUGCAUCCGGCGUCAAUUUGUUCUUCACGCUUGUUCCGAUAGCACUGACUUUGUUGAAGUAAAUUAAAAAUAACGUGCUAGAUUCAUUGUAUUUAUUAACUUUCCAUGGCGUUCAUAAAAGUAUCAUUUAAA